AUGUGGACUGAAGAAGUCUCAUUGGCUGGAGAUUUGGACAAACCGGUUUUGCGUCAAAUCAGUAUAAGAAAACAGGAUAAUGCGAAUAAUUCAUUGCUGAUUUUCAAGCAAUUAUUAGGAGGGUUCCCCGGUGUGCAAUUGGAAUGUGAUACUCGGGGAGGUUACCCGACACGAUUGCCAAUUGUGCUCAUCUUGCAAGACGGAAGAUACCGAGUCAGUUACGGUGACUCCGGCUACGGAAUACUGGGUGUGGAAGUCCCCAGUUCGGUGAUUGAUCAAUCCGCCAGCUUCGUGGCCUGUUGUCUUCGGAGAGCCGGAAGUCAACAACCCAUACUGCUUGUGAGUUUAUGCGAAUCGACAGUGGAUCGGAAAAAACACGCACAAGUUGUGUUGGAAUUAGCCGAUCACAUUCAAGCUAGUCUUCGUUGA
This is a messenger RNA of Echinostoma caproni, 429 nucleotides long. The record is from the annotation of a GenBank genome assembly. NCBI's taxonomy places the organism in Eukaryota, Metazoa, Platyhelminthes, Trematoda, Plagiorchiida, Echinostomatidae.